UAACAGCACUGUUAUUAUUAUCAAUAAUAAUAUAUUAUUAUUCUACUAGAGAGAUUUUUUCCACUGAGAUUGAGAAUUGAGAUGAUAUAUUAAGAUUAAGAUCUCCCCCUCGUUCACCUUUACUCGAACUGAACCCGACAGCCAGUCUGCAUCUUCAUGCGAUCCAUUUGCGCUUAUCUGAUCUGAUCUGAUCUGUUUCCAUACCUUACCUCUCUCCUUCAACAAGAAUGGCAUUGAAAAGCAGUUCAGCUGAUGGCAGAACCAGGAGUUCUAUACAGAUAUUUAUCGUUGUUGGGUUAUGCUGUUUUUUUUACAUCUUGGGUGCUUGGCAAAGAAGUGGCUUUGGCAAGGCUGACAAUCUUGCCAUGGAGAUUACUAAGAGUACAGGAGAUUGUAAUAUAAUCCCGAAUCUUAAUUUUGAGACCCAUCACGGUGGCGAUGCUGGGUCCAGUGAUGAUUCCGAUUCAAAACCCAAAACUUUUCAGCCUUGCCAUUCUCGUUUUACUGAUUACACUCCUUGUCAAGAUCAGAAGCGUGCUAUGACUUUUCCUAGGGAAAACAUGAUUUAUCGAGAGAGACACUGCCCUCCUCAGGAGGAGAAGCUUCACUGCUUGAUACCAGCACCUCAAGGUUACGUCACCCCAUUUCCUUGGCCUAAGAGUCGUGACUAUGUGCCCUUUGCUAAUGCACCCUAUAAGAGUUUGACUGUCGAGAAGGCUAUUCAGAAUUGGGUCCAAUACGAGGGCAAUGUAUUUAGGUUUCCUGGUGGAGGCACCCAGUUUCCACAAGGAGCAGAUAAAUAUAUCGAUCAGCUAGCUUCGGUGUUACCAUUUACCAAUGGGACAGUCAGAACUGCAUUGGACACUGGUUGUGGGGUUGCCAGUUUGGGUGCGUACCUCUGGAGCAGGAAUGUCAUUACCAUGUCAUUUGCUCCAAGAGAUUCACAUGAAGCGCAGGUUCAAUUUGCCCUUGAAAGAGGUGUACCUGCUGUUAUUGGUGUUUUUGGUUCUGUAAAGCUUCCAUAUCCAUCCAAAGCCUUUGACAUGGCUCACUGCUCUCGUUGCUUGAUUCCAUGGGGAGCUAAUGAUGGGAUGUACUUGAUGGAAGUCGACCGAGUUCUCAGACCUGGUGGUUACUGGGUGCUUUCUGGACCUCCCAUCAAUUGGAAGAAUAAUUACAAAUCAUGGCAGCGUCCCAAGGAGGAACUUCAGGAGGAACAGAGAAAGAUCGAAGAGACUGCCAAACUUCUUUGCUGGGAUAAGAAGUAUGAAAAGGGUGAAAUGGCCAUUUGGCAAAAGAGAGUAAAUGCUGAUUCCUGUCGUGCUAGACAAGACGAUUCCAGAGCUACCUUUUGCAAAUCUGCAGACGUAGAUGAUGUGUGGUACAAGAAAAUGGAGGCAUGCAUCACUCCAUAUUCUGAUAGUGGUAGCUCAGAUGAAGUGGCUGGUGGGGCAUUGAAGGUGUUUCCAGAGAGGCUCUAUGCUAUCCCUCCUAGAGUUGCUAGUGGUUCCAUUCCUGGAGUUUCUGUUGAAACAUACCAGGAUUACAAUAAUGAAUGGAAAAAGCAUGUAAAUGCUUACAAGAAAAUAAAUAAGCUUAUUGACUCUGGACGAUAUCGCAACAUUAUGGAUAUGAAUGCGGGCUUGGGAGGAUUUGCUGCUGCUCUUGAGUCUCCGAAAUUGUGGGUUAUGAAUGUGGUGCCAACCAUAGCUGAGAAAAGUACUCUGGGUGUGAUAUAUGAGAGAGGAUUGAUUGGAAUCUAUCAUGACUGGUGUGAAUCUUUCUCCACAUACCCAAGGACUUAUGACCUUAUCCAUGCCAGUGGAGUUUUCAGUUUGUACAGGGACAAGUGUGACAUGGAGGACAUUCUUCUGGAGAUGGAUCGGAUUUUGCGACCAGAAGGUGCAGUUAUAUUCCGUGAUGAAGUUGAUGUUCUUGUUAAGGUGAGGAAGAUGGUAGGAGGAAUGAAAUGGGAUACUAAAAUGGUGGACCAUGAAGAUGGUCCCCUAGUUCCUGAGAAGAUAUUGGUUGCUGUCAAGCAGUAUUGGGUUGGAAACUCAACGUCCGCGCAGUGAAUGAUGAAUGGCAAUCUGUGAAACCUUCUAUCAUCUUUAGCUGGCAAUGCUUCGUUGUACAAGACAUGACAUGUAUGGAUAUGUUUAAGCAUGGGUUUUUGAUUCCUUGGGGAGUACUGCGGAGCAUCGGAGGGGGGGUUCUACACGAUUUAACCGUAUAAUGUUUUACUAGCUAUUAAUAGCCCAUGCUGUAUUUUAGUGGUAAUUUAUAGAUGCCCACGAACCUGUAAGGUUUUUGACAUCAAUAUUUUUGUUCUUCUUUUUUCA
Messenger RNA from Populus trichocarpa (black cottonwood), 2342 nucleotides. Its product is annotated as probable methyltransferase PMT2. Gene Ontology annotation, molecular function: methyltransferase activity. The transcript has 7 exons. Bases 228 to 2075 code for a protein of 615 amino acids. Gene Ontology annotation, cellular component: cytoplasm; endosome; trans-Golgi network. The record is from RefSeq and is a predicted model, not a curated record. Lineage: Eukaryota; Viridiplantae; Streptophyta; Magnoliopsida; Malpighiales; Salicaceae.